Sclerotinia borealis F-4128 is the source of this 1722-nucleotide messenger RNA. NCBI's taxonomy places the organism in Eukaryota, Fungi, Ascomycota, Leotiomycetes, Helotiales, Sclerotiniaceae. The record is from the annotation of a GenBank genome assembly.
AUGUCACUUCAGUCUGCUUAUAAGCAGUUUCUAUCUGCCCCAAACCCCUCUUUACUCGCAGAUGAUGCCUCUCUCCACUUCAUUACGACUCUCAUUACUGUCAAUGGAUCAUCUAACAUCGUCAAGCAUCUAAAUGGACAAGAACAUCAACUCAAGAAGAAAGAAGAGAGCUUCCUGAAUAUUGUAGAAGGCUCCAGUUCCAUUGCUGCCGAAAUUCAUACGACCGUCGAAUUCAAAACAUCAGGAGGAUCCUACCUGCCUGGACUGGAUGACAACUUUCUCGCUGAUCGUACAGUCACCUUUCCGAUAAUUCAUAUCGUCAGCUUCGAUACCCACGGCAAGAUCCAACAAAUCCGACAGAAUUGGGACCAAGGUUCGCUUCUCAAAUUGAUCGACGUCAUCGGAAGGACUGGGCGAAAUUGGCCAAUACGCGACGGAAGUGAUCAAAUAAAGCUCAUCACAUCAAGUGUUAAAAGUGCUGGUAUAUCAGACGCCGCUUCAAACGCAGACUCUCUCGCCCGGGCGAGAGGUAACUCCAACAACGCGACGCGCGAUCCACAUGCAAGCCUUUCCCUCUUCGCUCCUCGUGAAAAUGUUGUACAUGAGUCCCGUCCAGCUGCUGUAGCAGCCAGCGUAUCAGCAAAACCAAUCGAACGCGAUUAUCAAGACCUUUUUGUGAAUAACGACUCAGAUGAUUCUGCAGCCCUCGCAGAAUCCUCCAAAGGUGGUUCUAAAGCAGGCGCUACCAAGAGAUUUGCACCAUCUCGACUAUUCGAUAACGAUGAGCAAGAAUUUCCUUCCGAUAGUCCUGUCCGUGAGAAGUCGAAGGAUCCCAUGUACCGUCCCAAUCCAGCUAGAUAUGAUCAUUUUGAUAUGACAGAUGCGUCCGAGGGAGAGAAUCCCAUUCGGCCGGUAAGUGGCAAAGGUGGCAAAGGCCAACAUCAAAGCCAAUGGGGUUUCGAUGAUUUCCAAACACCGCAAAAGGUUGUUCCCACGAAAGUUCUUCGCGCGGCUGAAGUUCGUCAUUGGGGCAACAGUGAUGAUGAAGUCUUGGAUAGUCCCGUCAAGCUCAAGAAGACCGAUAAACCUCGCAAGGAUGCUCAACCACAUUUCGAGUUCCGGGAUGAAAGCACUCCACAACAAGAACGUCGCAUUGUUGGCAGACCUCGUGGACAAGGAAAUAAUAAUGGACUUGGACUGUACAAGGAUACUUUAUUUGAUAAUGGAAGUGAGACUCCAGCUUCGAAGAAGCUGGCUGUAGGUCUCCCAAAUGCUAAGGACAGACACAAGGACUUCGAUUUGCAUUUCAGCAUGGCUGAUAACUCACCAGUUACCGGACAAGCCCCUGCCCCCAUGGGAGGAGAUAGAGCCAAGGCUGUAAAGAUGAUGGAUGCCAACUGGGACACAUACGAUCAAUCACCCAUCAAAAAGAACUCUCAAAAGGAAAACGACCCUUCUUCACCAAUCCGCUCCAAUUCUACCAAAGAACCAUUGUCGGAAAUCGACACCGCUUCAAACCGUACUGACCAAAAGACCGGUAUCAAGACAAUGGGUGAUGGUAUGGGUGGUAACAAGGGUGCAGGUCGAAGCUGGGGAUUUGGAGAUGAUUCUGAUGGAGAGGAAAGCGGUGGCCUCAACGGUGCAGGAAGCAAAUUUCGUAACGGUCGCCCGGGCAAAGCACAAAAUCAGAAAUCUAUCGGUGGUGAUUUCUGGGAUUUCUAA